AUGAAGGCCAUCCGCACCCUGACCUCGCCCAAAUCCUCCCCACGCCUCCCCGCGACAGCGACGAUCCCCGCAUCCCGCCGCUCGUUCCACAACACGCCGCAGGAAUCCUCCUCCUCGCAGCUCUCCACGCACCAACACCCCUACCACCAGCGCCCCAAGCACGACACGGGCAAGAUGUCCUACAGCUCCAGCUCCAGCUCCAGCUCCAGCUCGUCGUCAAGAACGGCCGACGGCAUCGUCUUCGACGAGGACGUCAUUGAAGAGCUGAGACCCAUCUUCGCCGAGCGCGCGAGAGCAGGCGAGAGCAGGACGGGCAAGGGGCAGCAGAUGCGAGGCAUGGGCACCGGGCAGGGUGCCGAGUGGGUUUGGUGA
Verticillium nonalfalfae is the source of this 372-nucleotide messenger RNA. RefSeq lists its product as uncharacterized. The coding region runs from base 1 to 372 and encodes 123 amino acids. Lineage: Eukaryota; Fungi; Ascomycota; Sordariomycetes; Glomerellales; Plectosphaerellaceae. The record is from RefSeq and is a predicted model, not a curated record. The transcript has a single exon.